This is a messenger RNA of Argentina anserina (silverweed cinquefoil), 1749 nucleotides long. RefSeq names its product actin-related protein 8. The record is from RefSeq and is a predicted model, not a curated record. The coding region runs from base 54 to 1487 and encodes 477 amino acids. The transcript has 13 exons. Gene Ontology annotation, molecular function: protein binding. Lineage: Eukaryota; Viridiplantae; Streptophyta; Magnoliopsida; Rosales; Rosaceae.
UCCUCCUCCGCUUCCGUCACCUCCCUUCCAAAAACGACACGCCGUUUUUCACCAUGUCCACGUUGAUCAGGAAGGUCUGGGAAUCCGUCUCCACUUGCAAGACCUCCACCUCGAAGUCCACGCCGUCGUCGUCUUCUUCUUCUUCUUCUCCUUCGGCGGCGUCGUGUUUUCCGCUGGGAGCCUUCGAUCCUAUUCCGACGGAGCUUCUGAGGCAGAUUCUGAGACUGGUGGGGCCCAAGGCAGCUGCGAGGCUUAGCGCGGUGUGCAAGGCGUGGCGGUCACUGGCCGCCGACGAUGAGCUCUGGAUUUUCUUCUGGCAGACUCAGCAGCAGCAGCAAGAACCGCUCUGUGAGAGCAUUUUAUUCUCGGAAACUCAUCUCCGGUCCGGUCACCUCAUCCGACCAUUCUGGGGUGAGGUGCCUCGGUUACGUUUGAUAUCUAUUUAUGGUCAGAGAAUGCAAGUUCCCGGUGCUAUUAUCAUCGAUGGUGGCUCUGGCUACUGCAAAUUUGGUUGGAGCAGAGAUGCUUGUCCAUCUGGGCGGUCAGCAACCUUUUUGGAAUUUGGCAAUAUUGAGUCUCCAAUGUACUCCAGACUUCAGCACUUUUUUGGUAUCAUAUAUAGCAGGAUGCAGGUAAAACCAAAUUCGCAGCCGAUGGUUGUUUCUAUUCCAAUCUGUCAUUAUGAUGAUACUGAAUCUGCCAGAGCAUCACGACAACAGCUCAAAGAAGCCAUACAUAGAGUACUGUUUGACAUGAAUGUCCCUGCUGUCUGUGCAAUUAAUCAGGCAACUUUAGCUUUAUAUGCAGCAAGAAGAAUAUCUGGCAUUGUUGUAAAUAUUGGCUUCCAGGUUACGUCUAUUGUCCCAAUUCUUAAUGGUAAAGUUAUGCGAAAGGUGGGUGUAGAAGUUAUGGGGUUGGGAGCAUUAAAGCUUACGGGGUUCCUCAGGGAGCUGAUGCAGCAGAACAAUAUCAAUUUUGAAUCACUGUCUACCAUCCGGACUAUAAAAGAGAAACUAUGUUAUGUUGCUGCUGAUUAUGAAGCUGAACUGUCUAAAGACACAAAAGCUUCAUUUGGAGCCGGUGGAGACGGUUGGUAUACUCUCUCAAAAGAACGCUUUCAAACAGGAGAGAUUUUAUUCCAGCCACGACUUGCAGGAGUGCGUACCAUGGGAUUGCACCAGGCUGUUGCUCUUUGUAUGGAUCAUUGCCAUUCGGCAGAAUUAACAGGUGAUGAUUCUUGGUUCAAGACGGUAGUCUUGGCGGGAGGCAGUGCAUGUUUACCAGGACUUGCAGGAAGAUUACAGCAGGAAUUACAUGGACUUCUUCCUCCAUCUGUGUCCAAUGGAAUCACUGUCAUCCCCCCGCCAUUUGGUGCAGAUACUGCAUGGUUUGGGGCUAAAUUAAUCAGCAAUUUGAGCACCUUCCCUGGCACUUGGUGCAUUACGAAGAAGCAGUUCCGCCAGAAGUCUAAAGUCAGACUAUGGUGAGUACUUGAGCUGGUUUAGCUAUCUGAAUGCUUCUGUGGCUUGUAACUUUGUUAGUGAUCUGGCCCCUUAAUUUUCUUAUAAAUUCCAACUGAGCUGAGAGGGAUAGAGAUGAACAGGGUGACAUGUGAGACUUGAGAGUUCCAUAUUGUAAACCUCAUUUAUUUAUGAACAGAUCAAGCAAUCUAUAAUGUAAUUAGAUAUAUCCAAUAAAUUGCAAAUACGGUAAGCCUCUAUGUAACGUUGAAUGAUAAAAUGUAAGACG